Solenopsis invicta (red fire ant) is the source of this 2225-nucleotide messenger RNA. It is a transcript of the gene muc, whose product is annotated as dihydrolipoyllysine-residue acetyltransferase component of pyruvate dehydrogenase complex, mitochondrial. The record is from RefSeq and is a predicted model, not a curated record. Gene Ontology annotation, molecular function: dihydrolipoyllysine-residue acetyltransferase activity. The coding region runs from base 308 to 1753 and encodes 481 amino acids. The transcript is spliced from 7 exons. Gene Ontology annotation, cellular component: pyruvate dehydrogenase complex. Lineage: Eukaryota; Metazoa; Arthropoda; Insecta; Hymenoptera; Formicidae. Gene Ontology annotation, biological process: pyruvate decarboxylation to acetyl-CoA.
CUCUGAUGUAGAACCACGUGACCUUGCCGACGACCUCUCAGUUCAGCAUUUAAUAUCGUCCAUCAUCUGGUCCCGUUUCACAACAUACGUUGAAAUUUUGUUGACGGCCCACUCGCAAAAUCGUCGUUAGGACGAGCGAGCUCGUUUUAGAUUCACCUUGGAUACAUCGAGGACUCCAGACCGACUUGUGACAUUCGUCGAGAAUCCCGACAGGCAUGAUACGAAUCACAUCGAACCUACGUAAUGGGCUGGCACGCGCGAUCGUCCGUGGUUCCGUACGAUCCAGCAGCAGAACCAUCAUCGUCCGAUGUCUUCACAGAAAACAUCAGCAGAGGUACCGCAUUCCCUACCCGGGGUCGUCCUCGCGCCCGAAUCUCUUCACGGAUCUCUCGAAUCUCGCGAUCGGGAACGAUCUUUAAGGCUGCAGCUUCACAAUGCUCUGCGUUUUGUCUCGACACCAUGGCAGCAACAGUUCAGGUUUUACACUGAUUUUCCUGAUCAUAUCAAGGUCCCGCUUCCAGCAUUAUCUCCCACUAUGGAAACAGGAACAAUAAUAAGUUGGCAGAAGAAAGAGGGUGACAAGUUGAAUGAAGGUGAUUUGCUAGCAGAGAUUGAAACGGACAAAGCCACCAUGGGGUUUGAAACUCCUGAAGAAGGUUAUCUAGCUAAAAUCUUGGUACCCGCGGGAACGAAGAAUGUACCAAUAGGGAAACUGGUUUGCAUUAUUGUACAAGAUGAAUCUAACGUGACAGCAUUUAAAGAUUUUAAAGACGAUACAGUGACUGCGCCUCCUCUUACGCCAGCAGCUUCUGCAGUACCUACACCACCGACGCCUACAGCGGCACCACCGCCACCAACCGCACCCCCAGUUACGACAAAAAUUUCUUCCAUACCGCCUUCCGCAGAAAGAACAUAUGCUAGCCCAUUAGCAAGAAGAUUAGCAGCUGAGAAAGGACUUAGUUUACAGGGUCUAAAAGGAACGGGAUUAUAUGGUUCUGUAACAUCCAAAGAUUUGGCAGGUGCGCCGGUACAACCAGCGGCAACCACGGUUGGCGCACCAACCGGAGUAGAUAUUCCUGUAUCGAAUAUACGCGCGGUUAUUGCUAAACGCUUGUUGGAGAGCAAACAAACGAUCCCACAUUAUUACCUCUCAGUAGACGUAAAAAUGGAUGCUGCAUUAGCAAUGCGAGAACAAUUUAAUAAAUUAUUAGAGAAGGAUAAAAUAAAAUUGAGCGUAAAUGACAUUAUCAUCAAAGGAAUGGCAAUGGCUUGUAAAAAGGUACCAGAAGGCAACAGUGCUUGGUUAGGAAAUGUAAUUCGACAAUAUAACAACGUGGAUGUUAGUGUGGCAGUGAGCACAGAUAGCGGUCUAAUUACUCCUAUAGUGUUUGGUGCCGACACGAAAGGUAUAGUUCAAAUCAGUAAAGAUGUAAAAGCAUUGGCCACGAAAGCGAGAGAAGGAAAAUUAAAACCACAUGAGUUCCAAGGAGGAACGAUCACCGUAUCCAAUUUGGGCAUGUUUGGAAUUAAAAAUUUUUCUGCUAUAAUAAAUCCUCCACAGUCUAUCAUUCUUGCUGUAGGCGCCACGGAGACUAGACUGAUACCCACCAAAAAUGAGAAAGGAUUCACGACUGCCCAAUACAUGUCUGUAACUGCCAGCUGCGAUCAUCGUACUGUUGACGGGGCGGUAGGAGCACAAUGGUUAGCCGCUUUUAAAGAUUUGAUAGAAAAUCCAACAACAAUGCUUUUAUAAAAUGUUGCUUCAGAUGGGAUCCGCAAGUGAAAAAAACUUUAAUUCCGGCGAUACGAGGGAAUUUAUGAAUUUCAUCGCCGAGAUUGCUUCCAUAUUGAUGCAAAUUAAAAAUCUUGAUUUUAAGUUUUUGAAAACAAAAUUACAAUUUAUAAAACAUUGUCUUUUAUUUUUAAAUGUAAAUGGAUGAGAAGGUUAAUGUUUCAAUCUAGUAUAAUCAAAGUUAAUGAAUUCAAAUUUGUCGUUUUAUUUAACGAUAAAGGGAAAUUUUUAACUUUGUUAUCGCCUAGCAAAACUGCCUCUAAAAGUGGUCAUGUGUACAUAUGUGUAUUUAUAAUAAUUAAUAAUUUGACUGCAUUUGUUGCAGAAAAUAUGACUACGCUUUAGGGGAAGUAACGAUGAAAGUGUCCAAAAUGUUUAUAGUAAAUAUAAUAAAUUAUAUAUCUAUAUUUAAUAAAUUACCUCUUACGAUAUA